UUGAGCUGGAAGGAGCCGUGUAAGGACAGGGUAAUUAUCAUUGGUGUUUUACAGAGCUCACACGUGAAGUUCCGCCCCUGUGGAGAGAGGUGGCCUGUGACACCGGGAGCCUGAGGUCUAGAUCCCAGAGGUCCCUCCUGGACUUAGAAUUGAUGAAGCCGAGUAGCCGACAAUUCCUGGGGGGUUUCUCAGUGGAGAGGCUGUGUUACAAGAGGGAAACGGAAACAUGCCCACCUAAAUGGACAGAGACACACACACACACACACACAGAGGCAUUAGCCAGCUCUCCAGGCUACGGCCUCAACCACAAAACCAGACUUUCUGGCUAACUGCUGCAUCUGUGACCUGCUUUACUCAGGUGGUGAAACUCUGGGGGCUGCCGGUUCUUUGUCAUCCCCAUCUCCAAGGGCCCCCCAAUGGGCUGAGGACCCUGGGAAGCAGGAGACUGUGUUACCAUUGCACCAUCAGGAUUGUGAUCCCUCCAGGGAGAGGGGGAGUGACCCCCCCAUGUCCUCCCCUCCCCCCCAGACACCUGGGGGAGCGAUGGCGGGCUACAGUCACCCCUUGCUCCUGGCCGUGGCCCUGCAGUCCCUGUUACAGCUGGCCCUGGGACAAGUCAUGAAUGGGAGCACCGCGACACCCACAUCCGCAUCGGGGCUCACGGAGUCGGAGCGGCUGGCAGCCAUCAUUGUCCCCUCCCUGGUCGGGGGUCUCCUGCUUAUUGGACUUGUGAUCUUUGGGGCGCUCAAGGUGCGGGAGAGGAGGCAGACGGAGGGCACCUACCGGCCCAGCAACGAGGAGCAGGUGGGUGCUCGGGUGGUGACGAACACUAACCUCCAACUGCCCCCCGAGGAGCGGCUGAUCUGACCCUGGGGGAGGGGGGGUCACACACACACCCCCUCCCCGGACUGGCAGACUCUGUCCUGACUGGAUAUUGCGGUUCCAGAGCCGGCCACACACCUGGGGGCCGCUCCUUGCUCUCUGCUGGCCGGAAGGAGCCGACGUCUUCGUCGCUGGAUGCAGGAUUUCCACCUGCGCCCCCCUGCUGCGGGCGGGGGGGUGCCGCCCAGCCAGGGCGGACACGGGGCAGCUCGCCUGCGAGCCUGCUGGCCAUGCUGCCGCUCAGCUACAUCGCCUCCUGGUGGCAGAAGCGGUGGGAGCCUCUGCUGCUGGGCUGGAAUAUUGGCGGAGCGCUCAACCUCGUGCCUGUUUCCACCUGGCUGGAUUACUUGUCUUGUGACCUCCCCUACCUCUGUCUGUUCUGGGGCAGGCUGUGUUUAAGCUGCCCAGCUCACCAAGCCAGCCUCAGCUUGCAGAUGGGGAGUGACUCUGCGUUGGCACCCGGGCUGGUGAAAGCAAGGCUGGCCCGGCAGCGAAGGAAGGGGAAGCUGUAAACUCCUGCUCUAGCCUCCGGGGAAGGUUUUGGCCUUAACCGUCGUGCCUCCGUUUCCCCAUCUAUCACCCCCACACCAUCCCCCCGCUCACCCUGGUGCUCUUAUGGUUACAAAACCUGCAGCCUUGUUGGAUGCAUGUGGAAGGUGCCACAUCACUCUGUAGUGGCUGGUGAAUGCACAGGAUAAUAGCCUCCUGCUGCUGCCAGCUGAUGGAGCUGCUCCUUGGGCUGGGGGGCUGAAGGUACUGGACUCAAACCUGGGCCACUGAUGGGGUCAUUUCUCGUGGUGGGGGGCGGGGGGGAGGCAUGAAAUAAUUAAAAAAGCAACUCGGCAGCCUCCUUUGCUGUCCUGUCUAGGGGGAUGGGACCAAACUGCACCCACUUUACCGGUCCAGUCUCUUUGUCCUCUGGGACAGCCAUGUUUCGUCCCUCCUUUAAACCAAGACUUGCUGGGAGACUUUUCCCCAUGUGCAGCAACCCGCCCCCAGAGCAAGUUCAGUGGCUUUUCUCCCAAGCCGCAGUGUCCCACAGCACAACCCCGCCCCAUUGCUGCUCCCCCAGCCAGCACCUGGGCCAAGGUCAUUUCCCUGCAUGGGGCAGCCUGGGGCACAGCACCAAGGUGCCCCCUACUCGGCGAGGCUGGAGCAGGAGCAACCAUCCCCCUGCCUGAGGCUUCCAUACCCAGCAGCAGUAGAAGCAGUGUGUGGGCUGAUUUCCUUGCCCCAUUAGUCACUUGAACCAGCCGUGGUUCCUGAGCCUCUGGCGUGGCCUGUGGGUUGGUGGAUCUUAACUCCAAGAGUUUUUCUCCCACCAGUGCCUUGGCCAUUUGAGUUAUGCGGAACACACACAAUCCAUAGGUUUAGAAUAGGCUGGCCCAUGGUGCUGGCUUUGCCUUUAUGCCACCUGGGGGUUGUCCUGUGAACAUCUCAGCUUCUCUUGACUCUAACAAACUUUGAUAAAGUGGCAGCAAGUUCCCCAGGCUUCUAAGGGAGGAAGAUGCGGGGGAACUGUUUGCCCAGCGGGCCAUCCAGCAUCAGGGGUUGCUGGGAACCCAGUUCCCCAGCCAACUGCUUGGAUCAUCUUUCCAGCCCCUGGUCGGUGCUUCCUCGCUGUAGCCCGUGUCUUGGCUCUGUCCCCUGGCGCCUCCGGGGCACGCUAACCUUGCUCAGUGGCCGGCUGAAAGCUUCCCUGCUCCCACAGCUGUCACCUGGUGCUGCACGUUCUCCGCUCAGUCACCUCUUCUCUCCUUUCAGUCCUCCCGGGAAGACCCGAAAUUAACCGAGCUGUGAGAGCCAGGAGCAAAGGUCACCAGAGCUUGGCCCUUGCCCUUUGAAAGUGCCGGAGUUGGAAGCUCCCUGCCUCAUGCCCGCCCACCGGUCAGUUCCUAGUCAUCCCCUCCCCGCAGGGUCACGCUGCCCAGUUUUGCAUGGGCCAGUGGCCGCUUCUUACUACAACCUCCCUGUUCACCCAGCACGAGGGGGGGGCUGGUCGCUGACUGGGGUGCCUGGGCCCUGUGAUGAUACAAAUAACUGCACCAGUGCAGCUCUGCUCACAGCUCAGGGUGGGCCCCCUGGUGCAGCUCUUUUCCCACCGCCAGCCCUCAAACCUCUUCUUCAGCUGACACACCUCCAGCGGGGCUGGGAGCCAUGUAGGAUUUAGGCACCUCCAGCCCUUUGAGGACCUGGGCCUCAGACCCAGGGGGUUUAGGUGCCCCAAGUUGCUAAUCUUACCCCUUCUCUGCACCCAAAUAUGCAGCAAUUUAAUUGACCCCCCCCAGCUCAAAAGGGAGGCUGGUCGUGCCAGGACGGCUCUGCCUCAGACCAGCUGGGUGAUCUUGGACGAGUCACGUCACCUCUUGUGCCUCAGUUUCCCUAGCUGUGGGAAGCCAGUCCUACAGAGCCCCGGAGGAUGGGGAGGCAGGGUUACCUGCCCCACGGGGUGCUGCGGUGGCAGCUGUUUAAGCUGGGUUUAUACCGCGGGGUGUUUUCCCUCCUUUGUGCAAAUACAACUUUUAUUUUUUUUGUAAAAUAAACUAAUUUGGGGAUCCAUUAAAAAAAAUGGGGACCAUGCCUCCCCCCCCCCCCCCUUGC
This is a messenger RNA of Chelonia mydas (Green sea turtle), 3483 nucleotides long. RefSeq names its product crumbs cell polarity complex component 3 (gene CRB3). Lineage: Eukaryota; Metazoa; Chordata; Testudines; Cheloniidae. The coding region runs from base 508 to 867 and encodes 119 amino acids. The transcript is spliced from 4 exons. The record is from RefSeq and is a predicted model, not a curated record.